Messenger RNA from Bolinopsis microptera, 3111 nucleotides. RefSeq lists its product as uncharacterized. The transcript has a single exon. The coding region runs from base 1 to 3111 and encodes 1036 amino acids. NCBI's taxonomy places the organism in Eukaryota, Metazoa, Ctenophora, Tentaculata, Lobata, Bolinopsidae. Gene Ontology annotation, molecular function: catalytic activity. The record is from RefSeq and is a predicted model, not a curated record.
AUGAAUUUAUACAGCACUAGGGUUAAAGCCCCUAACACGAAUCUUGUGGAGGGUCGGCAGUUUUAUGACUUGGUUGGCUUAAAACCCAAUCUGGGAGGGCCAGGCGAUGAUGUACUGUCGUACCCAACACAACACAACAGGAUAAGUACAGAACCGGAAAAGAAGAGCAGUAAUAGUGGCAGCGUUGUGUCGUGUAGUAGGAAAACGUCCAUCGGGACACUGAACGUUCGUACUGUUAGGGAACAGUAUAAGAGGAUAGAGUUAGCAUCGCUCUUCCUUGAUAGUAGAGUUGCAGUUUUAGGGGUACAAGAGCACCGGAUUGUGCAUGAGGAGGAGAUCAAGAUCCAGAGUUUUGAGAAGGGUGUGCACCUGGUGACCACACCUGCUUGGAGAAACACCCGACAAGCUGCUACUGGUGGAGUUGGGUUUAUGCUGACCAAGCAGGCCUACAAAGCAGUGAGUCUCAUGAAAUCGUUUGGGAAGCGAAUUUUUCUCAUAUCCUUUGAUGGAAACCCACGGCUUACAGUAAUAACGGUGUACAGUCCCACUGAAGCAGCAUCAAAUGAAGAGGCAGAGGACUUUCACGAGGGACUAAGAUCUGCAUUAGGAGAGGUGCCAGCCCAUCAUCUGCUAAUGGUUGUUGGUGAUUUUAACGCCCAUCUUAGCAGAUUGAAUGAGGAGGAUUCAGGUUGGUACUGGCAUCGAGUAUCCAACAGAAACGGAUCGCUUCUCAGGGAUACUUUGUUGGAGGGAAACCUUGAGGCAACUAACCACCGAUUCCAGAAACGUCCCAGUAAACUAUGGACGUAUCUCUCUGACGGAACCCUGAGCAAGAGUCAGAUUGAUUACAUCCUGAUAAGGAAGAAGUGGCGUAACUCAGUCAAGGACACUGUUGUCUCCAAUUCUUUUAACUCUCUUGGGUCGGACCACCGUCUAGUAGUUAGUUCAGUCAAACUCAGCCUGCGAAAGUGCCAGAAUGCACCUAGAGUAGUAAGAUAUGACUACAGACUGCUCAAAGAGAAUAAGGAGUUGCAAGCCUUGUAUUCUGUGGAGGUGAAAAACAGAUUCUCUAUGCUACUGGAGGAAGAAUCAAGUGAGCAGAACGAUCCCACGAUUCAGUACGGAAAGCUUAUGGAUGCCGUGAAAGCAACCAAUCAUAAGUUGCUUAAGCCCAUCCCAAGAAGACAACGUAACAACCCCUCCCAAGAUCCUAGGGUAUCGGAGAGGAGGAGAACUCUGUUUCAGGCCAAAGACGCAUAUCAUGAGAAUCCUACAGAGGAGAGUAGAGAGGUAGUUAAGGAGUGUAAGGAUGCACUUGCAGUGAGCUACAAAGAGGUUGAGGAGGAGACUCUUGUUUCUCGGAUCAGGCGGGCUGAGGAUGCUGCUGACAGGUGCAAGAAUAAGGAAAGUUGGGACCUUAUUAAUGACAUAAAUGGCAGGAAAAGCAAGCCAUGCAGCCUGGUUGAUGGAGGUAGUGCUGAGGGGAGAUUGAAGAGCUGGAAGGACCACUUCACUAAGCUCCUGGGUCAACCACCAUCUGUACCUGACCAGGAAAUAGUUAUCCAAACCAUCCACCCCCAGCAGGAUAUAGAGACUGGUCUGUUUUGCAGGGAGGAGUUAGCGGAGGCGAGGAAGCAGAUCAAGGAGGGUAAGGCCUAUGGUGAUGAUGGCAUAGCUCCAGAGAUUCUCAAAAGAGUGGACAUGGACGACCUGAUUCUAGAGUUCUGUAACAGCGCUCUGGUUGAUGGAAAAAUCCCUGAUCAAUGGCGGCAACUCAACAUCGUGCCUGUGCCAAAGAAAGGAAAUCUAACUAAAGUGGAUAACUACAGAGGAAUCGCUCUUACGUCCAUUGUUAGUAAGACCCUGAAUCGUAUGAUCCUUAACAGAAUCAAACCAGCGAUGGAGAAAAUCCUGAGGAUCAACCAAAACGGAUUUCGGGAGGGACGCAGUACCACCAGCCACAUUCUGUGUCUAAGGAGGAUCUUGGAGGGGGCUAGAGACAAAAACCUGACCGCCCUUCUCUUGUUCAUCGAUUUUAAGAAGGCCUUUGAUAGCAUUCAUAGGGGUAUAUUGAUGAAGAUACUCCUGGCAUAUGGGAUACCAGAGCCCAUUGUUAGGCUGAUAGAUGCUAUGUACAAGGACACCAUGGCACGAGUCAUCACGGAGGAUGGUCUGACUGAAGCUUUCCUUAUACUUGCUGGAGUUAUGCAGGGAGAUACACUGGCGCCCUACCUCUUCGUGAUUGUCAUUGACUAUGUGAUGACAACAGCACUUGGAGGCAAAGAUCUGGGCUUCACUGUCAACCCCAGAAGAAGCAGGAGAUACCCAGCAGUUAAGAUGACAGAUGUCGACUUUGCUGACGAUCUUGCACUGACAACAGACACCGCAGAGCAAGCGCAAGAUCUUCUCCUCAGUGUGGAGCUGGCUGCUAACUCCGUUGGACUGCACCUCAACGAGAGUAAGACGAAGUACAUCAGAGUCAAUCUCUCUGAGUCUGACUCUACCGUCAUUAAAGCAGCAAGUGGGCAGGAGAUAGAGCAAGUAGAUGACUUUGUCUACCUUGGAAGCAGAAUAAUGAGUGCGGAGAAGGACUUUGAUGUUAGGAAAGCAAAGGCAUGGGGGGCCUGUCAUCAGUUAAAGACAACCUGGAAGUCUGGAAUGCGCAGGGACUUAAAGAUCCGUGUCUUUCGAGCAACGGUUGAGCCCGUACUCCUGUACGGCUCUGAAGCUUGGACGAUAAGCCAAUCCAUGACUAAGCGGAUCAAUGGAUGCUACACUAGAAUGCUCCGGAUGGCCUUGAACAUACGUUGGCCACAAAUCAUCAACAACAGUGAUUUAUACGGCAACAUCCCCAAGCCAUCAGCGAUGAUAGCCUCCAGAAGAAUGAGACUGGCUGGACAUGUAGCCAGGCAUGACGACCUUCUGGCAAACCAACUUCUGUUCUGGGACCCUCAGCAUGGAUACAGGAGACCGGGGAGGCCCCACCUUACGUUUCUGGACAUGCUAAAGAAGGACACCAGCCUUUCCUGUGUUGAAGAGAUAAGAUCUGUUAUGCUUGACCGCGACGUGUGGCGAGGAAUUGUAGUUGCUCGGACCAAGAAGCCGACUUAA